AUGGGUGUGGACCGGAUGCUUAAUCUAAUCAGCUUGCAGCUACAAACUCGAACGGCAGCUAAGCUCGACCAAAGCAACACGACCAUCCUCCAGCAGCUUGAUAACCUUCACCUGGUAACUGUCUCAAAGCCAGAUACCAGGCAAAAGCAUACUAGGGCAGAAACAAUCAUUCCAUUCAUUGGCAACCCAAAAUUUAAUCAGAUAGAGUCGAACUUUGGGACUGGGCAGCCCAGAGUUGCUCUGUGCGGGCUUGGGGGUGUUGGGAAAUCGUUGCUCGCUCUAGACACUGGUGCGAGCUUUGGGAUAGCAUACGGCAAGAUCGCGGCGGCCUUCAAUAUCUCGCACAGAGAUAAUAAGGAGCGAAACAACUUCCAGCUAGUCAAAGACUAUUUCGAAAAUCAGUACCCAUUCAAGUGGCUAAUGAUCAUCGAUAACGUCGACAGUGCACCUGCCUUCUUCGAAGAAAAGCUUCGCGGUAAACCUUUGAUUGUUUAUGGCCCUCAGGGUAUCGAUGGUGCAGUUCUAUACACCUCAAUAAAGCGUGACAUGGGCGUGGACCUCACCUUGGAUCAAGACCCUGUAAUGAAUAGAUCGAUGGAUCCGGAGGAGACCGGACAUUAUUUGACCGACGUCUCCUGA
Letharia columbiana is the source of this 639-nucleotide messenger RNA. RefSeq lists its product as uncharacterized. The coding region runs from base 1 to 639 and encodes 212 amino acids. The record is from RefSeq and is a predicted model, not a curated record. The transcript has 5 exons. Lineage: Eukaryota; Fungi; Ascomycota; Lecanoromycetes; Lecanorales; Parmeliaceae.